Molecule: messenger RNA, 2232 nt
Organism: Oncorhynchus tshawytscha (Chinook salmon)
Lineage: Eukaryota; Metazoa; Chordata; Actinopteri; Salmoniformes; Salmonidae
Product: zinc finger protein DPF3
Exons: 12
Coding region: 83-1279 (398 amino acids)
Biological process (GO): nervous system development
Cellular component (GO): nBAF complex
Source: RefSeq, a predicted model, not a curated record
CUAGGAUCUUACUGGUUGUUUUUUUCAUAGGGUCCCAAACAGCUCCGAGAUUUGGAAUGUUUGCUUACUGUCUAGUAGCAAAAUGGCGACUGUCAUUCAGAAUCCUCUCAAAUCGCUAGGUGACCAGUUCUACCGGGAGGCCAUAGAACACUGUCGCAGCUACAACGCCCGUCUGUGUGCCGAGCGAAGCGUCCGUAUGCCCUUCCUGGACAACCAAACUGGCGUGGCCCAGAACAACUGCUACAUCUGGAUGGAACAGCGCCACCGUGGGCCAGGUCUGGGUGCUGGACAGAUGUAUGCGUACCCAGCUCGGUGUUGGAAGAAGAAGAGGCGGCUUCACUCCCCUAUGGACCCUCAGCUACACCUCUGUGAAAUACGACUGGAGGCAGAGCUGGCCCCUAAGAGGGAGCCCUCCCCAGGAGAGGCCACAGCUCUGGAGACUCUGCUCAGAGGGGAGGGACAACUGGAGAAGAAGAAAGACAUCAUCAAGGAGGACGAGACCCUUCUGGAGAUACAGAGGGUCUUGGAGGCCGACGAGAAUGGGGACGAUUUUCAUCAUGACAAUGAGGACUUUGAAGUGGACACUCCGAAGAGGAAGCAGAGGAAAGGAAGGGGCCGAGGAUCCAGCCGCAGAAGGGCGGAGGCUGUGUCCAACGACGACGUGGAUAAACCUUACGUCUGUGACAACAGAUACAAACAAAAGCAUAACUCAAAAACUGCUGACUCAGUCUGUGGGAAGCGCUAUAAGAACCGUCCAGGUCUGAGCUACCACUACGCACACACACACCUGGCGGAGGAAGAGGGGGAGGAGAGGGAGGAGAGGGAGGAAGAGAUGCCACCGACCCCGCCACCACCCCGACCAGACCCAGACCCCGACAACCACAAACCUCAGAGGGCGGCAGAUGGCUCCAUCAUCCCUAACGACUACUGUGACUUCUGUCUGGGAGACUCUGACUCUAACAGGAAGACUGGCCAGGCUGAGGAGCUGGUGUCCUGCUCUGACUGCGGCCGUUCUGGCCACCCUACCUGUCUGCAGUUCACAGACAACAUGAUGAUGGCGGUGAAGACCUACCUGUGGCAGUGCAUCGAGUGCAAGUCCUGCAGCCUCUGUGGCACCUCAGAGAACGACGACCAGCUGUUGUUCUGCGACGACUGUGACAGAGGAUACCACAUGUACUGUCUGAAGCCCCCCAUGACCCAACCUCCUGAGGGGAGCUGGAGCUGUCACCUGUGUUUGGAUCUGUUGAAGGACAAGGCCUCAGCCUAUGAAGAGCCAUAGCUUCUCUAACACACACACACACACACAAUGAAUUUACAGGCUCAGGGUGCAUAUUCAGUCUCAUCUCGUUCAGUUUCUCAGUUUCUAUCUCAGUACUAUCCUCUACCUCUGAAGUUGAAACAAUGUCAUGAUGUGGGUUAUAAACACCACAAAGAGAAUCGUCAAAUAGUAAUCUUUGCUACACGGUGUUUGACUCUAUGCUGUUCUACAAUGUAGUCUCUUCUGACAGUUAGCUCGCUAGAGAUGUUUGUGCUGAGGUAAAAAAAAAAAAAAGCAUUAUGUACCGGAAACAAGGAGAAUUUAUGUCUGUUUGUUUGAAUUUCAGUUUCCAGUCCUCUCCUUGUUAAAAUUUCACAGUGACGUUGUUUCAUAUUGCACAAAGACAUAUUGCAUAUUUGAAAUAGUGUUACUCACAGGACUUAUCAAGCAUCCUUUUAUUUUUUGAGGAGUCAUUGCAGCCGUUAUUUAAUUUCAGUUGGAUAUUAGCCAGGUUUGUGGUUAUUAGGAUACUUAAAAGUACCUCAUGACAAAGAUCUAAAUCGUUAUUAAUUUAAAACUGGUCUUAUUUAUACAUUUCUGGUUAUUGUGACUGUUGGAUGGAUGCUUUUGUUUGUAAAUUGAAGCAACACAAUAUGGUGGCAAUCCUGCUCCACUUCCCAAGUUCUGGUUCCUAGAUCAUGUUGCGCUCUCUGUUAAAAUGUGUUACCAUGCAAUAGGGUUUACACGUUGUUCAUAUUUUGUAGAUCGGUGUAGGAAACUGGUAAAGGGCUAUAUACAUAGACCAUAGAGAGAAACAUUCAGCAUUCACAACCCCUGGACUUUCCCCAUUUAAUUGUCUUUAAUUGUUUUUUUUUUUUUUUUUUUUGGGUCAACGAUCUACACAAAUUACUCUCUAAUGUAAAAGUAGAAUAAAAACUCAAACAUUUGUGUAAAAAAAAAAGAAAGAAGGAAAA